AUGGCCGAUUCUCGUUCUGAGUCUAUGUCAACAGUAUAUGAACUAUCUGAAGAUAUUGUCCAUAGAAACGUUGAAAAAUCGAACGUUUCUUCGUCCACUCCUUCCAAUAUCGAUAGAUUGUCUGCUUCGUUUGAACCUGCCUAUUUUAAUAUAGAAACUGAUGAACAAUCGCCUUACGAAGAAGUUGCUGCCAAUGUGUCCAACAAAGAUGAUCGCGAUAUGCCUUGUUUAACGUUACGAUCUUGGAUCAUCAGUCUUCUAUUCACAUGCUUACUUUCAUUUGUGAAUCAAUUUUUCUGGUAUCGUACCUCCCCCCUAUUUGUUGGUGUCAUUGUUGCACAACUUUUAUCACAUUUACUUGGCAAAAUCAUGGCUAAAGUGUUGCCUCGCCGAACAUUCAAGGUGUGGCGAUGGGGUUUCUGUCUCAAUCCAGGCCCGUUCACCAUCAAAGAACAUUGCAUUAUUACAGCAAUGGCUAGUGCAGCAGGAGGUACUGCAUAUGCAAUUGAUGUGAUUACUAUUAAACGUUUGUUCUAUAAAAGAUCCAUCAAUUAUGGUGUUGGUAUUCUCUUUGUUAUUACAUCUCAGACUUUAGGCUAUGAAAUGGCUGGAAUUAUGCGUAGAUUUCUUGUCUGGCCAGCUGCUAUGAUUUGGCCGGCUAAUCUGAUUAGUUGUGCUCUCUUUCGUACUUUACACAGUGGCAAUGAUGACAACAUGCAGGAAGAAAACAACAAUUCUCGAUGGACCAUGUCUCGUUUUCGUUUCUUUUUUCUUGCAUUUCUUUGUCAAUUUUUGUGGUACUGGUUUCCAGGCUAUAUUUUUCCGAUUCUUUCUCUUUUCUCUUGGAUCUGUGUGAUCAAGCCAGACAAUAUUUUAUUGUCACAACUUACUGGUGUCAAUGGACUGGGACUUGGUUCAUUGGAGUUAGAUUGGAAUGCUUGGGUAUCGUUUCUUGGAUCACCGAUCAUCGUUCCAUUUUGGGCUCAGAUUAACAUUAUGAUUGGUUUUGUUAUUUUGGCCUGGAUAAUGACACCUGCCGCUUACUACACCAAUCUUUGGGGUGCAAAAGCUUUUCCCAUGGUCAGUACGCGUGUAUUCACAGAAGAUGGUUAUUAUUAUAAUAUUAAAUCAGUGCUCAACUCACAAAAUCGUUUGAAUGAAACUGCAUAUAACACCUAUGGUGAAAUGCGAAUGACAGUUAUAUUUGCAUUUUCUUAUGGUGCUUCAUUUGCUGCUAUUGCUGCUGUCAUUGUACACACUAUUCUAUUUAAUGGCAAAACCAUUGUGAAACAAUUUCGAUCGUCUUUGAAAAAUACUAAUGAAGACAUUCAUGCAAAGCUUAUGUCUUACUAUUCAGACGCGCCAGAGUGGUGGUAUAUUAUUUUGUUCGUUGUUGCCUUUGUGAUUGCCGCUCUUGUGUGUCAUUUUGGUGAAUUAAUGCCAUGGUAUUUUCUUUUUCUGGCUGUUGCGAGUGCCUUUCUUUUGCUUUUACCUACUGGUAUCGUACUAGCAGUCUCAAAUCAGGGAAUUGGACUCAAUGUUAUUGCAGAGUUUAUUGCUGGUGUUGCCAUUCCCGGUGAUCCAUUGGCCAAUGUAACAUUUAAAACAUAUGGAUAUAUUACACAAGCUCAAGCUUUAACACUCAUUUCGGAUUUGAAACUGGGCCACUACAUGAAGAUUCCACCACGUGCCAUGUUUAUCACUCAACUUGUAGGCACAAUUAUAGCUGGAAUCAUCAAUUAUGCUACAGCCGACUAUCUCAUGACUACAAUUCCAAAUAUUUGUACUGAACGCAAUCUUCGUUGGACAUGUCCAAAUGCAAAUACUUUUUACAGUGCAUCCAUUAUUUGGGGAGCUAUCGGUCCAGUGAAGAUGUUCGGCAAAGGAUCAACUUAUUCAUCACUUCUCUAUGCUUUUCUAAUUGGUGCAUUUCUUCCUAUACCCGUAUGGUUUCUACUAAGAAAAUUUCCGAAUGCUGCUUGGCUAAAACAUGUUCAUUUUCCCAUCAUGCUAUCAGCAACAGCCAUGAUGCCACCUGCACCGCCUGGUAAUUAUCCAUCGUGGCUUUUCGUUGGUUUCUUCUUUAAUUUCGUGCUAGUUCGCUAUGCACAUUCUUGGUGGAAACGUUAUGCAUAUGUUUUUUCGGCAGCGAUGGACUGUGGAGUAGCUAUCUGUGGUCUCGUCAUAUUCUUUGCACUUCAACACAAUGAAAUCGAAUUUCCCACCUGGUGGGGCACUGGAGGUGAUACAGGAGAUGGUUGCCCACUUUCACAUGCAAAUUAUUCGGGUAUUUUACCUAGCAGUCGUUCAACUGUAUCUGAUUGA
Molecule: messenger RNA, 2325 nt
Organism: Rotaria socialis
Lineage: Eukaryota; Metazoa; Rotifera; Eurotatoria; Philodinida; Philodinidae
Source: the annotation of a GenBank genome assembly